UUCAAUAUGGCGGUCGUGAAGAACUUAGGUAAGGAGGAGAUUGAGAUAACGCUAGAAGAUCAACAGCAGAUAAAUACGUUUGCAAGACAAAACACAAGGAUGGAGGAACUGAAAGUUGAAAUAGAAACGAAAAAAAAUGAUCUCAAAAAUUUGGAAGACGCUUCAGACGAGCUCUUGAUGGUUGAAGAGUCUGUGAUAUCGUAUAAAGUCGGCGAAGUUUUUAUCCAAAUGGCACAAGAGGACAUAGAAGAUCAUUUAGAAAAGGCAAGGACCAGAAUGAAAGAUGAAAUAACAAGUUGCGAAGAGCAGUUUGUAGAAAUACAAGAAGUACUGAAAUCUUUGAAAGCUAAACUUUAUGGAAAAUUUGGAAAUAGUAUUAACCUAGAGGCUGAUGAAGAAUAAAUUAACUAAUAAAGUAUAUAAUAUUAUUGGGAAAUGUUUAAUGCAAAGUCAGUUGAAAAGCAACAAAGUGAACUAUGUCUUUACAGAAAUUACCUUGAUUAA
Messenger RNA from Dendronephthya gigantea, 504 nucleotides. Its product is annotated as prefoldin subunit 4-like. Bases 7 to 402 code for a protein of 131 amino acids. Gene Ontology annotation, cellular component: cytoplasm; prefoldin complex. The record is from RefSeq and is a predicted model, not a curated record. The transcript has 4 exons. Lineage: Eukaryota; Metazoa; Cnidaria; Anthozoa; Malacalcyonacea; Nephtheidae. Gene Ontology annotation, biological process: protein folding.